Messenger RNA from Penicillium taxi, 2412 nucleotides. RefSeq names its product small subunit rRNA maturation protein TSR1. The transcript has 2 exons. Bases 1 to 2412 code for a protein of 803 amino acids. Gene Ontology annotation, biological process: ribosome biogenesis; endonucleolytic cleavage of tricistronic rRNA transcript (SSU-rRNA, 5.8S rRNA, LSU-rRNA); maturation of SSU-rRNA from tricistronic rRNA transcript (SSU-rRNA, 5.8S rRNA, LSU-rRNA). NCBI's taxonomy places the organism in Eukaryota, Fungi, Ascomycota, Eurotiomycetes, Eurotiales, Aspergillaceae. Gene Ontology annotation, molecular function: GTP binding; GTPase activity; U3 snoRNA binding. Gene Ontology annotation, cellular component: preribosome, small subunit precursor; nucleus. The record is from RefSeq and is a predicted model, not a curated record.
AUGGCGCCUACCCAGACGGUGCAUCAUCACCGAAACACCACUAAGGCUGCCAACAAACCUUUCAAGACCAAGCAUGCUUCCAAGAGUGCCUUAAAGGAUGCAGCGAAAGGCAAAGUUGAGGUUGAGCGGGGCUCUCGUAAAACACCCCACCAACAACUCAAGUCGAAACUCGAUCGUCGCAAUCAAGCCCGGCAGAGGCAGCAAUUGAAGCACCAGGAGAAGGUCCAAGCAGGAAGCCUCUUUACCGGCCAAAAUGGUGCACCACGUAAUGUCGCCAUUAUUCCCUUGACCGUUGAUAUCGAUGUCGCUGCUACUAUUCGCGCCCUGAACGAGAGCGUCGACAUCUCCAGUGAUGUUUCCCCCGAUGGAUUCACACGUGUCCGUAUUGAUCGUUUUAAACAGAGCAUUCUUUAUAUGCCAUCCAAAUUCGACCUAAUUGCCGCUUUGGAUGUCUGCCGUAUGGCCGAUUUCGUGGUUUUGGUCACUUCCGCUCAAAAAGAAGUUGAUGAGGAGGGUGAACUACUUCUGCGCUCUAUUGAAAGCCAGGGUAUCUCUAACGUCAUGACCGUUGCUCAGGGUCUUGAUAAAAUUACCCCUGCAAAAAAGCGCCCGCAGAUUGCUUCUGCGUUGAAGUCUUUCAUCAACCACUUUUUCCCCACUGUCGACAAGGUCUUGUCACUUGACUCUCGUCAAGAAUGCUCCAAUGCGAUUCGAUCGCUUUGCACUGCCACCCCUAAGGGUAUCCGAUGGCGUGAUGACCGCAGCUAUGUGCUGAUUGAGAGUGUCCAGUGGCCUGAAAACACCUCAGAAGUGGUUGAUGAUGUCGUUGUCACCGGUGUUGUUCGUGGCAGGGGCUUGAAGGCCGAUCGCAUUGCCCACAUCCCGGGCUGGGGCGAUUUCCAGAUCGAUUCCAUCACAGCCGCACCGCUCCCAGCUACAAAGAAGCGGGAUGACGCCAUGAACGUUGACAACAACACAACUCCUCAACUCUUGGAUAGCCCUACUGCGGACCAGGAUGAUAUGGCCAAUGUUGCGCCGGAAGAGAUUGAGAUGCAGGAUGAUGAUAUGGUUUCAGUCGCUGAAACUGAACGCAAGGGUGUUUUGCUCGAUGACCACCACUACUUCUCAGACGACGAUUCACACAUUCCCCUGGUGCCCAAGCGUCUGCCGAAAGGUACAUCUAACUAUCAAUCUGCCUGGUAUCUCGAAGAUGUCUCAGACUCUGGAUCUGAUAUGGAUGAGGAUGAGGAUCAUGAUAUGGAAAUGGAUACCACUGGUGCUCCGGAAGAUGGUGUAUUCCCAGAUAACCAAGACGCCAUGACCGAGGGUGGCCCCUCUGAGUACCCUCAGUCAGAGAUGUUCCUUGACCCUUCCCCAGAAGAUGAGGCAAAGGAGCUGGAGGAGUACCGGGCCAGUCGCAGAGAAGAAGCCGAGGAGGACCUUGAAUUCCCUGACGAGAUUGAAUUGCACCCUAACGUUCAGGCUAGAGAGCGCUUAGCUCGCUUCAGAGGUUUGAAGAACUUUAAGACUAGCGCCUGGGAAACGUCUGAGGACCGACCCUUCGAGCCAGAAGACUGGCGCCGAUUGUUGCAAAUUGGUGACUACAAGGGAGCCAAGAACCGCAUCCUUCGCGAGGCCUUAGUUGGUGGUGUGAACCCAGGUAUCCGUGUCGACAUCCAUCUUCGCGCAGUGCCUGCUUCUCUCCGUAACAAGGCCCAGCCCUUAUCUCUAUUCUCGCUGUUGCGCCACGAACACAAGAACACUGUAGUCAACGUCAACAUGAACUUGAGCUCCCUCGUUGAGGAGCCCCUCAAGUCCAAGGAGGAACUCAUUGUCCAGUGCGGUGCCCGCCGAAUGGUUGUCAAGCCUGUUUUCUCUGCCGGUGACAACACUCCCAACAAUGUGCACAAGUUCGACCGCUUCCUGCACCCCGGGCGCAGUGCUAUUGCCACUUGGAUUGGUCCCAUGACCUGGGGCGCUGUCCCCAUUCUUGUAUUCCGCAACAAGAAGACAGAGGAGGACCCCGAGGUUCUUGACUCAGCAGAUGCCCAGCCAGAGCCGCUGAGCCUCGAUACCCUGGAGCUCAUUGGUACUGGUACAGUGGUCGCAUCCGACCCAGCUCGUGUUAUCGCCAAGCGUGCCAUCCUCACUGGUCAUCCUUUCAAGAUUCACAAGAAGGUUGUCACCGUCCGAUACAUGUUCUUCAACUCCGAGGAUAUCAGCUGGUUCAAGGCACUGCAACUCUGGACCCGUCGUGGUCGCAGUGGAUUUAUCAAGGAGAGUCUCGGCACACACGGUUACUUCAAGGCCUUGUUCGAUGCCAAAAUCAACCCUCAAGAUUCCAUUGGUAUCAGUCUGUACAAGCGGGUCUUCCCUCGUCACGCCCGAGCCUUGGAGGAGGUUGUUGCGUAA